Molecule: messenger RNA, 14509 nt
Organism: Effrenium voratum
Lineage: Eukaryota; Dinophyceae; Suessiales; Symbiodiniaceae
Source: the annotation of a GenBank genome assembly
GCUCCGGAUCGCCUCCCGGUCCGCCUCCAAAUGCAAGGACGCGAAAGACAUGGAAGAAUUGCUGCGGGAAUACAUCCCGAUUGUCGUGUUCGUCGGCAUUGCGCUGGUGAUUGGCCUUGCGCUGCUGAUUUCUCCGUUUUUGCUGGCCUACAGGAAUCCGGAUCCCGAAAAACUCUCUGCCUACGAAUGCGGUUUCAACGCUUUCGACGAUGCGCGCAUGAAAUUUGACGUGCGUUUUUACCUGGUGUCGAUCCUGUUCAUCAUCUUUGAUCUCGAAGUUGCGUUCCUGUUUCCCUGGUCGGCCGUGUUCGGUGAACUCGGAUGGUACGGGUUCUGGUCGAUGAUGAUUUUUCUCGGCGUCCUGACGGGCAUCAUUGAUCCGAACACCGGCAAACCUGUUGGUGAAGACGACGCCUUUUUCCUGGAAGUGAACAAUGAGUUGGCGGACAAGGGCUUUCUCGUAACGUCGACCGACAAUCUCAUUCAAUGGGCGCGCACGGGAUCCCUGAUGUGGAUGACUUUCGGGCUUGCCUGCUGCGCCGUUGAAAUGAUGCAGAUGUCGAUGCCGCGCUACGACGCUGAACGCUUCGGUUUCGCACCGCGCGCAUCCCCCAGGCAAUCCGACGUGAUGAUCGUUGCCGGCACGUUGACCAACAAGAUGGCGCCGGCUCUGCGCAAGGUCUACGAUCAGAUGCCCGAGCCGCGUUACGUCAUCUCGAUGGGUUCUUGCGCGAAUGGCGGCGGGUAUUAUCACUAUUCCUAUUCUGUGGUGCGUGGCUGCGACCGGGUUGUGCCCGUCGACAUUUACGUGCCCGGUUGUCCUCCGACGGCUGAAGCGCUUCUUUAUGGUGUUCUCCUUCUUCAAAAGAAGAUCCGGCGCACGGGAACGAUCGAACGGUCGAACACGAUGGACGAGACGCUGAAGGAACUCGCUGAGCAUAUCGAGCUUGGCCUGGGUGAGUCUCUUGUGUCCUACAAGGUCGAAUAUGGUGAGCUGACGCUUUCCGUGAACGCGACCGACAUUCUCGAUGUGGUCCGUUUUCUUCGCGACAACAGUUCAUGCAAGUUCGUCAAUCUGACUGAUAUUUGCGGGGUCGACUAUCCGGCACGCGAAAAGCGUUUCGAUGUCGUUUAUCACUUCUUGUCCCCGGUCCAGAAUCAUCGGAUCCGAGUGAAGCUUGAAACCGACGAAGACACAGCUGUGGCUUCGCUCACGCCCUUGUUUCCCGGUGCGGAAUGGUUUGAACGCGAAGCCUAUGACAUGUACGGCAUUCUGUUCACCGGCCACCCGGAUCUCCGCCGGAUACUGACCGACUACGGCUUUGACGGUCACCCGCUACGGAAGGAUUUCCCCGUUACCGGAUUUGUCGAAGUCCGCUACGACGACGAAAAGAAGCGUGUUGUCUACGAGCCGGUGCGGCUGAACCAGGAUGAAGCAGCGCUCGGCGUCUACAGGUCAUCGGACUAUGGGGAGCGCGUGUUUUGCAAUACUUGUGGCUCCACAAUCGCCUGGCGCCUGCGGGACGGCUCCCACACUUCGAUGUCGGCGCAGGCGUUCGACGAUCCUUCGAUCUUCAAAUUCACAUCUGAAAUCUUCGUGGAUGAGCAACCGGAAAAUUACGCUCAGGUCAGAAACUUCAACAUCAACUUCGGACCGCAGCAUCCGGCGGCACACGGGGUUCUUCGCCUGGUGCUGGAGCUGGAUGGCGAGGUGGUAACCCGCGUCGACCCGCAUAUAGGUCUCCUGCAUCGGGGAACCGAGAAACUCAUCGAGCAGAAGACGUAUCUGCAGGCAAUUCCCUACUUCGAUCGCCUCGACUACGUGGCGCCGAUGAACCAGGAACAUGCAUUUGCGAUGGCCGUCGAGCGGCUGAUUGGGAUCGAGGUGCCGAAGCGGGGCCAGCUGAUCAGGGUUCUGUAUUCUGAAAUCGGUCGCAUCCUGUCGCACCUCUUGAACGUGACGACACAGGCGAUGGAUGUCGGUGCCCUGACGCCGCCGCUUUGGGGGUUCGAGCCUCGCGAAGAACUGAUGGUGUUCUACGAGCGUGCCUGUGGCGCACGCAUGCAUUCCGCCUAUGUACGUCCAGGCGGGGUUCAUCAGGACCUGCCGCGCGAUCUUCUCGACGAUAUCUGGGAUUUUUGCGACCCGUUUCUGCAGACACUGGAUGAUAUUGAAGGACUGCUGACCGACAACAGGAUCUUCAAGCAGCGCAAUGUCGAUAUCGGUGUCGUCGAUCUGGACGAUGCCUGGGCGUGGGGCUUUUCCGGUGUCAUGGUGCGCGGGUCAGGAGCGGCAUGGGAUUUGCGCAAGUCGCAACCCUAUGAGUGUUAUCCCGAACUCGAAUUCGACAUUCCGAUCGGCAAGAACGGUGAUUGCUACGAUCGCUAUCUCAUUCGCAUGGAAGAAAUGCGCCAGUCGGUUCGGAUCAUGAAACAAUGCCUCGAGAAACUGACUGUGGAAACAGGACCUGUUUCUUCGGUAGACGGCAAGAUCGUUCCACCGAAGCGCGGUGAAAUGAAGCGGUCGAUGGAAGCGCUAAUUCACCACUUCAAGCUCUACACCGAGGGGUAUCAUGUCCCGGCCGGGGAGGUGUAUGCCGCCGUUGAAGCGCCAAAGGGGGAAUUUGGCGUCUAUCUUGUCUCGGACGGUACCAACAAGCCGUACAGGUGCAAGAUCAAGGCACCUGGGUACGCACAUCUGCAGGCGAUGGACUUCCUUUGCCGCGGCCAUAUGCUCGCUGACGUCUCGGCGGUGCUUGGUUCAAUGGAUAUCGUGUUCGGUGAGAACGGGGAUAACACCAUGGCGGUUCGCCGACUUGCCGCGGAACAACCAGAAAGCUUCGAGUUCACCGAGAAGAACCUCGCAUGGGCAAACAAGCUGAUCGAUCGUUAUCCGGCGGGCCGUCAGGCUUCCGCGGUCAUUCCGCUGUUGUGGCGCGCACAGGAGCAGAAUGAUGGUUGGGUCAGCGAGCCUUCCAUCCGGUACAUCGCCGAACUUCUCGACAUGCCGAACAUUCGUGUCCUGGAAGUGGCGACAUUCUACACGAUGUUCCAGCUGCAGCCUGUCGGCAAGAAAGCGCAUAUUCAGGUUUGUGGAACGACGCCCUGCCAGCUGCGUGGAUCAGAAGAUCUGAUCAAGAUCUGCAAGUCCCGCAUUGCGAAUCACAUGCACGAAAUCUCCGAGGAUGGCAUGUUCUCCUGGGAAGAAGUCGAGUGCCUGGGAGCCUGCGUCAAUGCGCCGAUGGUGCAGAUCUACAAGGAUACAUACGAAGACCUGACUCCGGAGAGCUUUGAAAACCUGCUUGACGACAUUGAAGCCGGUAACGAGGUAACACCGGGACCACAGAAUGGCCGCCGGUUUGCAAUGGCCGAGGGUGGCCUGACAAGCCUGACCGAACUUGACGAUGACACCAAGGGUGUUCUGCCGCUGCCGCAUGUCGUUGACGGCGCGGAAAAGGCGUCGCACGAGUUUGCAGGUGCCGCCAUCAACACGGGUGGCAAUGACUAUGACGGUGUGCCGACGCCGGCUGAAGAUGCCGUCGCGAAGGUGAGAGCGGAGUUCGCUGCGAAAGCGGAGAAAAAGGUUGCCAACUGGGGGCCGGCCGAAGUCGCCUGGGUGGAUAGCAGAUUGAAGUUCAAGGGCCGUAUCGAGCGUGAUGGCUGGAUCGAUCGGAUCUUCACCAAUAUCUACGGUCUGCACGACUGGGGACUGGACGGUGCGAAAAAGCGCGGCCAGUGGGACGAUACCAAGGGGCUGAUCGACAAGGGCCGUGACUGGAUCAUUCAGGAAAUGAAGGAUUCCGGUCUGCGUGGCCGUGGUGGUGCAGGCUUUCCCACGGGACUGAAAUGGUCAUUCAUGCCCAAGGCAACCGACGGGCGUCCGGCGUAUCUCGUCGUCAAUGCCGACGAAUCCGAACCUGGAACCUGCAAGGAUCGGGAAAUACUGCGUCAUGACCCGCAUACGCUGGUCGAGGGAUGCCUGGUAGCCGGUUUCGCCAUGGGGGCCAUUGCCGCCUAUAUCUACGUGCGCGGCGAAUUCAUCCGCGAACGAGAGCGACUGCAGGCGGCAAUCGAUCAGGCAUACGAUGACGGACUGAUCGGCAAGAACAACAAGAACGGUUACGAUUUCGACAUCUAUGUCCAUCACGGCGCAGGUGCCUACAUCUGCGGCGAGGAAACAGCGCUGCUGGAAAGUCUUGAAGGCAAGAAGGGCCAACCGCGUCUGAAACCGCCUUUUCCGGCCAAUGUCGGCCUCUAUGGCUGUCCGACGACCGUAAACAACGUUGAGUCCAUUGCCGUGGCGCCAACAAUCCUGCGACGGGGAGCCGCCUGGUUCUCCGCUCUCGGGCGGCCAAACAACACAGGCACGAAACUCUUCUGCGUCUCCGGACACGUCAAUCAGCCGGCGACCUUCGAAGAAGAACUCGGGGUUCCGUUUUCGGAGAUGAUCGACAAGCACUGCGGCGGUAUUCGCGGUGGAUGGGACAACCUUCUGGCGGUUAUCCCGGGUGGGUCCUCGGUUCCCUGCUGCACGGCGGACGAGAUCAAGGACGCGCCGAUGGAUUUCGACACCCUUCGCGGCAUGGGGUCUGGCCUCGGAACUGCGGCCGUGAUCGUGAUGGAUAAAUCAACCGACAUCAUCAAGGCAAUCGCGCGCCUUUCCUACUUCUACAAGCAUGAAAGCUGCGGUCAGUGCACGCCAUGCCGGGAAGGCACAGGCUGGAUGUGGCGGGUGAUGGAACGCAUGGUCAAGGGCGAAUCCUCCUACGAGGAAAUCGACAUGCUGUUCAAGGUUACAAAGCAGGUCGAAGGCCAUACGAUUUGUGCGCUCGGGGAUGCGGCUGCAUGGCCGAUCCAGGGUUUGAUCAAGAAUUUCCGGCCGGUCAUCGAGCAACGCAUCGACGACUAUGUUGCCAAGUCGAAGGAAGUGGAAGUCCCGGCGGACUACACGCUGCUUCAGGCCUGUGAAGAGGCGGGCGCCGAGGUUCCGCGCUUUUGUUACCACGACCGGCUGUCGAUAGCCGGCAACUGCCGCAUGUGCCUGGUGGAAGUGAAGGGUGGGCCGCCCAAACCGACCGCGUCAUGCGCCAUGGGCGUAAAAGACCUGCGCUCGGGGCCCAAUGGCGAGCCUCCCGUCGUCGAAACCAAGUCCGAAAUGGUCAAGAGCGCGCGCGAAGGGGUGAUGGAGUUCCUGCUCAUCAACCACCCGCUCGAUUGUCCGAUCUGUGACCAGGGUGGCGAGUGCGACCUGCAGGACCAGGCCAUGGCCUACGGGGUCGACGGGUCGCGUUUUCACGAAAACAAGCGUGCGGUCGAGAACAAGGAAAUCGGUCCGCUGAUCAAGACGAUCAUGACCCGCUGCAUCCAUUGCACCCGUUGCGUCCGAUUCACCACAGAGGUGUGUGGCGUAACCGACAUGGGUCUUGUCGGUCGCGGUGAAAAUGCCGAGAUCACCACAUAUCUUGAAGCGGCCCUGUCAUCGGAGAUGCAGGGAAACGUGGCGGAUCUGUGCCCGGUCGGUGCUCUGACGCACAAGCCUUAUGAAUUUCAUGCGCGUCCAUGGGAACUGACCAAGACCGAGAGCGUGGAUGUCAUGGAUGCGGUCGGAUCCGCGAUCCGUGUCGACUCCCGUGGCAAGGAAGUCAUGCGCGUCAUGCCGCGCCUGAACGAGGAGGUCAACGAAGAAUGGAUCUCCGACAAGUCCCGGUACAUCUGGGAUGGUCUCAAGACGCAACGCCUUGAUCGUCCCUAUGCCAAGAAGGACGGCAAGCUGCAGCCUGUCUCCUGGACGGAAGCUUUCCAGAUCAUCGCCGAAAAGGUGAAGGCUACGUCGGCUGGCAAGAUCGGUGCGCUCGCCGGGCAGUUGGCCAGUGUCGAAGACAUGUUUGCGCUGAAAUGCCUGAUGGAAAAGCUGGGCGUUGCGAAUAUCGACAGCCGUUUCCCGGGGUCGCCAUUGCAUCCUGGAAACGGUCGUGCGAGCUACAUUUUCAACUCCACGAUCCAGGGCAUUGAAGACGCUGACGCGAUCAUGCUGAUCGGCACCAACCCUCGGCAGGAAGCGCCUGUGCUGAAUGCGCGUAUCCGCGCACGCUGGACGAGGGGCGAUGUUCAUAUCGGGCUUAUUGGCGAAGACGCCGAUCUGACGUAUCCGGUGACUUACCUGGGUGCCGGGCCUGAAAGCCUUAAGCAGUUUGUCGACCACGCUCCGGCAAAGGCCGAGCGUCCCAUGUUCAUCAUCGGGCAGGGCGCUCUCAACCGUCCGGAUGGAGCUGCCGUUCUGGCCACUCUGGCGGCAGCUGCAAAAUCGCUCGGAGUUAUCAAGGAAGGCUGGAACGGUUUCAACGUGUUGCACACAGAAGCCUCCCAGGUCGGCGCGCUCGAUAUCGGUUUUGUUCCGGGUGAAGACGGCAAAGACACUGGUGCCAUGCUGGAAGAAGGAGCGCUUGAUUUGCUCUUCCUGCUCGGUGUCGACGAACUUGAUGUUCCGGACGGUGCCUUCGUGGUCUACCAGGGUACACACGGUGAUCGCGGAGCACAUCGUGCCGACGUGAUCCUGCCGGGCGCUGCCUACACCGAGAAAUCCGGGAUCUAUGUCAAUACCGAAGGCCGUGUCCAGAUGGCCGACCGGGCGGCGUUUCCGCCUGGCGACGCGCGAGAAGACUGGGCCAUUCUGAGGGCGCUUUCCGGAAAUCUCGAUCAGACGCUGGAAUUCGACUCGCUCGCCGAGUUGCGUGCGAAACUGUUCGAAGCCCAUCCUCACAUGACCGGUAUCGAUAUGAUCGAGACGGGUAAUGGCGCGGAUGUCGAAAAGCUGGCCGACGCGUCUGCCCGCAUGGAUGGUGCCAGAUUUGCCAAUGUGAUCCGUGACUUUUUUCUGACCAACCCGAUCGCUCCGACCUACCUGGGUCAGUUUCUCCUGAUGGCGCUUAAGAGCGUUCUGCUCAUGGUCGUGCUGCUGGUGAUCGUGGCCUAUAUUCUAUAUGCCGACCGCAAGAUCUGGGCCGCCGUCCAGAUUCGCCGCGGUCCCAAUGUCGUCGGACCAUGGGGCCUUCUGCAGAGUUUUGCCGACCUUCUGAAAUUUGUCUUGAAGGAACCGGUCAUUCCGGACGGGUCGAACAAGAUCCUGUUUUUGCUGGCCCCGCUGAUCUCCGUGCUGCUAGCCCUGUCUGCAUGGGCCGUGAUCCCGGUUGCUGACGGCUGGGUGAUUGCGAAUAUCAAUGUCGGCGUUCUGUUUGUUUUUGCCGUAUCCUCACUUGAAGUCUAUGGCGUUAUCAUCGGCGGAUGGGCUUCCAACUCGAAAUAUCCGUUCCUGUCCGCGCUUCGAUCUGCCGCACAGAUGGUGUCCUACGAGGUUUCCAUCGGCUUCGUGAUCGUGACCGUUCUUCUGUGUGCAGGAACCCUGAACCUGACCGGAAUUGUCGAGGCGCAGCAGACAGGUCUGGCGACCUUGCUCGGCGUGCCAUGGCUGUCAUUUCUGAACUGGUACUGGUUGCCGCUCUUCCCGAUGUUCGUGGUGUUCUUCGUUUCUGCGCUUGCAGAGACAAACAGACCUCCGUUCGACCUGGCUGAAGCUGAAUCGGAACUGGUCGCCGGCUUCAUGGUGGAAUACGGAUCCACUCCGUACAUGAUGUUCAUGCUUGGCGAGUAUGUCGCGAUCUGUCUGAUGUGUGCGCUGAUGACCAUCUUCUUCAUGGGGGGAUGGCUGCCGCCCUUCGACUUUGCGCCCUUCACAUGGGUGCCCGGGAUUGUCUGGUUCAUUUUGAAAUGCCUGCUCGGCUUCUUCAUGUUCGCCAUGGUGAAGGCGAUGGUUCCGCGGUACCGCUAUGAUCAGCUCAUGCGCCUUGGCUGGAAGGUCUUCCUGCCGCUGUCGCUUGGCAUGGUGGUUGUCGUUGCAGCGGUGCUGAUGGCCACGGGUUGGGCGCCGGGCGCGACGUACAAAGCGCCCUUGAGCGCACUGAUUUUUGGAGUUCCGGUGAUCGGCUUCCCGAUUGUCGGCUAUUGGGCGAUCACCAUCGAGGCGGGGCCACGCCGGAAUGACGGCACACGCAGGACCACCCGAUACGACAUCGACAUGGUCAAAUGCAUCUAUUGCGGCUUCUGCCAGGAAGCCUGCCCUGUGGACGCAAUUGUCGAAGGGCCGAAUUUCGAGUUCGCCACGGAAACCCGCGAAGAGCUCUACUACGACAAGGUCUUUGAAAUGAUCCUGAAAGCCCUCUUCUUCUACCUGUUUGCCGGUGUCACACUGGCGUCAGGGUUCAUGGUGAUCGCGGCCCGAAAUCCGGUGACGUCGGUUCUGUUCCUGAUCCUGGCCUUUGUGAAUUCAGCAGGUUUGUUCGUGCUUCUCGGUGCUGAAUACCUGGCGAUGCUUCUUGUGGUCGUCUAUGUCGGCGCGGUCGCGGUGCUUUUCCUGUUCGUUGUGAUGAUGCUGGACGUUGAUUUCGUCGAGUUGCGGCAAGGCUUCCUGCAAUAUCUUCCGAUCGGUGGUCUGGUUGGCCUCAUUCUCAUGGUCGAGCUCCUGAUGGGCCUGGGAGCCUGGGUCAUCGUACCUGACGUUCUUGGGCAUGGCGCGGAACCGACACCGGACCUUGCCCAGACAAGCAACAUCGAGGCGCUCGGGUCGGUGCUCUACACGAAAUACAUCUAUUUCUUCCAGGUCGCAGGCCUGGUGCUGCUGGUGGCGAUGAUCGGGGCAAUUGUCCUGACCCUGCGCCACAAGCCGAAUGUCAAACGUCAAAGCAUACCGGAUCAGGCGCCCAUGGAAAUCGGUCUGUCGCACUAUUUGUCUGUCGCGGCCAUCCUGUUCACGAUCGGAAUAUUCGGGAUCUUCCUGAACAGGAAAAACGUGAUUGUCAUCCUGAUGUCCAUCGAACUGCUUUUGCUGUCGGUGAACAUCAACUUUGUCGCCUUUUCGUCGUUCCUCGGCGACCUGAUGGGGCAGAUCUUCACCAUGCUGGUCCUCACCGUGGCCGCCGCGGAAGCGGCAAUCGGGCUUGCGAUCCUGGAGCUGAUGUAUUCCGCAAUCCUGUUCCUGCCGCUUAUAGGCUUUCUGAUUGCCGGCCUUUUCGGCCGUGCGAUUGGCGACAAAGCCUGCGAAUACGUCACGAGCGGGCUGGUCAUACUGGCGGCCCUGUUGUCUUGGAUCACGUUCUUCGGUUUCUGGCUCGGCGGCUCCGAACUGCAGAUCGAGCCGUUGUUCCGCUGGAUGGACGCAGGUGACCUGAAAGUCAUGUGGUCCAUUCGGGUCGACACCCUGACAGCGGUCAUGCUGGUCGUGGUCAACACGGUUUCCGCGCUGGUGCAUGUCUAUUCCAUCGGCUACAUGCACCACGAUCCGCACCGUCCCAGGUUUUUCGCCUAUCUGUCGUUGUUCACCUUCGCGAUGCUGUCGCUGGUAACAGCAGACAAUCUUCUUCAGAUGUUCUUCGGCUGGGAAGGCGUGGGUCUGGCUUCCUAUCUGCUGAUCGGUUUCUGGUACAAGAAGCCGUCAGCGAAUGCGGCUGCGAUCAAGGCCUUCGUCGUCAACCGGGUUGGUGACUUCGGCUUCGCACUCGGCAUCUUCGGCAUUUUCUUCAUCUUCCAGAGCAUCGAAUUCACAACGAUCUUCAACGACGCGCCUUCCUUCAUCGAGGGGCAGGGCGAAGUGAUGACCUUCCUUGGGUAUCACCUUGAUCCGCAAGCGGCGAUGACGAUUAUCUGCCUGCUGCUUUUCAUGGGAGCGAUGGGCAAGUCGGCCCAGUUCCUGCUGCACACCUGGCUGCCGGACGCAAUGGAAGGUCCGACACCGGUUUCAGCGCUGAUCCAUGCAGCAACCAUGGUGACCGCGGGUGUCUUCAUGGUGGCACGCCUGUCGCCCCUGAUGGAACUGUCCCAGACCGCGUUGACGGUGAUCAUCUUCUUCGGUGCGACAACCGCUUUCUUUGCGGCAACGAUCGGCCUGGUCCAGAACGAUAUCAAACGCGUGAUUGCCUAUUCGACUUGUUCGCAGCUCGGGUACAUGUUCGUGGCACUCGGUGUUGGAGCCUAUUCGAUCGGCAUUUUCCACCUGUUCACGCAUGCGUUCUUCAAGGCGCUUCUGUUCCUGUGCGCCGGGUCCGUGAUCCACGCAGUUUCCGAUGAGCAGGACAUGCGCAAGAUGGGCGGUCUUCGCAAGCACAUCCCGAUCACCUACUGGACGAUGAUGAUCGGCACGCUGGCACUGACCGGGGUCGGUAUCCCACUCACUCAUCUCGGAUUUGCCGCUUACGCCAGUGCCGGUGGUGAACAUGCGAACCCGAUGGCGCUAUACGGUUUCUGGAUGACGGUGAUCGCUGCGGCGCUGACGUCGUUCUAUUCCUGGCGCCUGACCUUCAUGACUUUCCAUGGCAAGCCACGUGCUCCGGUGGACGUGAUGAAACAUGUUCAUGAAUCGCCGCGUGUGAUGACUAUCCCCUUGUUCGUCCUGUCGGCCGGCGCUGCGCUUGCAGGAAUGAUCUUUUACAGUUCAUUCUAUGGUGAAGGCUAUGAAGCCUUCUGGAAGGGCUCGCUCUUCACGUCGGAAGCCAAUCACGUCCUUCACGAAAUGCACUCUGUCCCCGCUUGGGUGAAAGUGUCACCAUUUGUGAUGAUGGCUCUCGGUUUCCUGGUCGCCUAUCAGUUCUAUAUCCGCUCUCCGGAAACACCGAAGAAGCUCGCGGAACGCCAUCAGGGCCUAUACCAGUUCCUGUUGAACAAGUGGUAUUUCGACGAGAUCUACGAUUUCCUGAUUGUCCGUCCCACGAUGUGGCUUGGCCGUGUUCUCUGGAAGAAGGGCGACGGUACGGUCAUCGACGGCUACGGUCCUGACGGAAUUUCCGCACGUGUCCAGAACGUCACGUCCUGGGUCGUGAGGCUUCAGACCGGAUAUCUCUAUCACUAUGCAUUUGCGAUGCUGAUCGGCGUUGCAGCGCUUAUUACCUGGUCAAUGUUCACCGGAAGCAAGCGCAACAUCCGGAUGGUCGCUCUGGUGACCACAGGUGUGACGUUCCUGUUGUCGCUUUUCAUCUGGGGCAAUUUCGACUACGCCAAUCCAGGCUUCCAGUUCGUGGAAAACCGGGACUGGCUCGGUGGUGACAUCAGCUACAAGAUGGGUGUCGACGGGAUUUCCGUCCUGUUCGUGAUCCUGACCACCUUCCUGAUGCCGUUCUGCAUUCUCGCGUCCUGGGAAAGUGUCCAGAAACGCGUGAAGGAGUACAUGAUCGCGUUUCUGGUUCUGGAAACGCUGAUGAUAGGCGUGUUCUGUUCGCUUGACCUUUUCGUCUUCUACAUCUUCUUCGAGGCAGGCCUUAUCCCGAUGUUCCUGAUCAUCGGCGUGUGGGGCGGCAAGCGCAGGGUCUACGCGUCCUACAAGUUCUUCCUCUAUACGCUGCUCGGAUCGGUCCUGAUGCUGAUCGCGAUCAUGACGAUGUACUGGGACGCCGGCACAACAGACAUUGAAAAAUUGAUGGCGCAUACGUUCCCGUCCGGCAUGCAGACGUGGUUAUGGGUGGCGUUCUUUGCCAGCUUUGCAGUGAAGAUGCCGAUGUGGCCGGUACAUACCUGGUUGCCCGAUGCCCACGUGGAAGCGCCGACCGCGGGGUCGGUCAUCCUGGCCGGCAUUCUCCUGAAGCUUGGUGGUUACGGUUUCCUGCGCUUCUCGUUGCCCAUGUUCCCGAUUGCCUCGGACAUGUUCGCACCGUUCAUCUUUACCCUUUCCGUUGUGGCGAUCAUCUACACGUCGCUGGUUGCGCUCGCCCAGGAAGACAUCAAGAAGCUGAUUGCAUACUCAUCUGUCGCCCACAUGGGUUACGUGACCAUGGGUAUCUUCACGAUGACAGAGCAGGGUGUACAGGGCGGGAUCUUCCAGAUGCUGUCGCACGGUAUCGUGUCCGGAGCGCUCUUCCUGUGUGUCGGGGUUAUCUAUGACAGGAUGCACACCCGCGAAAUCUCCGCUUACGGAGGGCUCGUCAACCGCAUGCCGAAAUACGCCGUUGCCUUCCUGAUUUUCACCAUGGCCAAUGUGGGCCUGCCGGGCACGUCCGGUUUCGUGGGUGAAAUCCUGACGCUCAUGGGUGCAUUCCAGGUCAACACCUGGGUGGCGUUCCUGGCAACGUCCGGUGUGAUCCUGUCUGCAGCCUACGCGCUUUACCUCUACCGCCGUGUUGUGUUCGGUGCGCUGGAGAAGGAAAGCCUGAAGUCGAUGCUGGAUCUCAAUCUUCGGGAGAAGGUCAUACUGUUCCCGAUGAUCGUCCUGACGAUUUUCUUCGGAUUCUAUCCAAUGGCAAUCCUGGAUGUGACACAGGGCUCCGUGGACAAUCUCAUCAAUCACUACACUGCAGCGUAUCGAGGGCGAGACAGAGCUAUGUCAGAUGUGACUCAAUUGCCAGAUCUCAUGCCGGUUCUGCCGGAGAUCAUCCUGGCCGUCGGUGCCAUGGUGCUUCUGAUGAUCGGCGCCUUCGGUGGAAAAGGCGUUAGCUACGCGGUCUUCGGCUUUGCUAUGGGCCUGCUUGGCACAGCGUUCCUGAUCCUCCUGCUCGUUCCGACAUUUGGCGAGACGUUCGGCGGAUCCUUCGUCCUGGACGAGUUCGCCUAUCUGCUGAAACUCAUGGUGCUGGUUGGUUCGUUCUUUGCCAUUGCAAUGUCCUGGGCUUAUGCCAAGAGCCAGUCCUUCGAUCAUUUCGAGUAUCCGAUCCUGAUCAUUCUUGCGACGCUCGGCAUGAUGCUGAUGCUGUCUGCGAACGACAUGAUUGCGCUUUAUCUCGGUCUGGAACUGCAGAGCCUGUCGCUCUACGUGGUGGCCGCAAUCAACCGGGACAGUGUGAGAUCCACGGAAGCCGGGCUGAAGUAUUUCGUUCUCGGGGCGCUGUCCUCAGGCAUGCUGCUUUACGGAAUGUCGCUGGUUUACGGCUUUACCGGACAGAUUUCCUUUGCGGGCAUCGCGGAAGUUCUCACGGAUGACGGAGCGUCCAUUGGUCUUGUCAUUGGCCUGACAUUCAUCCUGGCAGGUCUCGCCUUCAAGAUAUCCGCCGUGCCGUUCCACAUGUGGACACCUGACGUUUAUGAAGGUGCACCGACACCCGUGACAGCGUUUCUGGCUGCGGCGCCGAAAGUCGCCGCGAUGGGCAUGCUGGUGCGGAUCGUCAUCGAGGCGUUUCAUCCUGUCACCAGUGACUGGCAGCAGGUUAUCGUCUUUGUCUCGAUUGCUUCCAUGGCGCUUGGUGCCUUUGCCGCAAUCGGUCAGCGCAACCUGAAACGGCUGAUGGCCUAUUCCUCGAUCGGGCAUAUGGGCUAUGCGCUUGUGGGGCUGUCCGCGGGAACGCAGACCGGCGUCGAAGGCGUCAUUUUCUACAUGAUUGCCUAUCUCGGCAUGACGCUUGGUGUGUUUGCCUGCAUCCUGUCAAUGCGCCGCAAGGACGGUAUGGUCGAAGAGAUCGAUGACCUUGCCGGAUUGUCCCAGACCAAUCUUCCCAUGGCGAUCCUGCUCGCGCUCCUGAUGUUCUCGCUUGCCGGUAUUCCGCCGCUCGUCGGUUUCUUCGGCAAGUGGUACGUCUUUGUGGCUGCCGUUCAGGCCGGUCUCUAUCCCCUGGCCAUUAUCGGUGUGCUGAUGUCCGUAGUCGGAGCCUACUAUUAUCUGCGCAUCGUCAAGGUGAUGUUCUUUGACGAGCCGGUAGAGGGCUUUGAAACCAUGCCGAUGGAAUUGCGCGUGGUUCUUGGCCUGUCGAGCGUCUUCGUGGUGCUUUUCUGGCUCGCGCCGGGACAAGUCGUCAAUGCGGCCAGCACCGCGGCACAAUCACUGUUCUACCAUAAAAUCGUCGGAUCCACCAAUGCCCUUUGCUUCGAACGGGCUCGAAUGGGUCAUACCGGCGGACUCUGGAUCCGUGCACAGGAACAGACCGAGGGGCGUGGGCGCAGGGGUCGGGAAUGGUCCUCCCCGACGGGAAAUCUCUUCACCAGUCUGCUUCUGGUCGACCCGAAACCCGCUGACAGGAUCGGUGAAUUGCCUCUUGUUGCGGCAGUUGCCCUGGCGGAAGCAGUUGACAAAGCAGCCGGAACGCUCCAUCUGGUGGAAUUGAAAUGGCCGAACGACCUUUUGGUCAACGGGGCUAAGCUCUCGGGCAUUCUGCUUGAGGCAGAAGUGCUUGCCGAUGGCCGUCAGGCUGUUGUUAUCGGCUUCGGGGUCAAUUGUAUUUCCCACCCGCCGCUUUCGCUGUAUCAGGCAACCGAUCUCAGGAGCCUAGGGUUCCAGGUGUCGGCUGAGCGUCUGUUCGAGGCGCUGGCGUCAUCUUUCUCGGAGAUGCUUGACGGUUGGCGGAAACCGGGCGGAUUUGAAACGAUCCAAAAGAAAUGGCUCAAACGGGCGGCCCAUCUGGGCAAAGAAAUUACCGUCAGGACAGCCAGAGAAGAAAUUUCCGGCAUUUUUGCCGAUCUGGAUGCGCGUGGCCAUCUCGUGCUCAAGCAGGAUGAUGGCGGAAUGCGCACCAUUUAUGCAGGCGACGUGUUUUUGUCCGGCGAAUGA